AUGGAGGAACCCCAAUCUGAACUGAAAUGGUCUGCGCCAUUCGCAGUACUACCACCUUUAAAAUCCGCCUCUCGAGACUUGCGCGGCGACAAGAUUCUCCUCCCCCAGUCCGCUCUAGAGCAGCUGCUUGCAGCAUCUCCCCGACCGCCUGCGCCCCCAAACUCGACCUUCACCUCCUACGACCCCUUCAAUCCAUACGCACGCCAACAACAAACCCAAUAUCAAUAUAUGGACACCUCCCAGCAGCUGCCUAACCCCUUGAUGUUUCUCUUGGUCAACCAGAAGAACGGAAAUGUCGUCUACGCCGGCAUUCGCGAGUUCUCUGCCGAGGAAGGCGAAAUUGCCUUGGGUCCAUACCUCUUGGAAGCUCUGGGCAUUUUGUCGACUGACUUUGACAGCGAGGGUUCCAACAACGAAUCGAUCGACCUGACGGACGGCAUGAUUCAAGAUACCCAGCCGAUGGUGACAGUGCACGCGAGGCAACUGCCCAAGGGUACCUAUGUCCGCCUUAGACCACUCGAAGCCGGUUAUGACCCCGACGACUGGAAGUCCCUGCUCGAACGCCAACUGCGUGAAAGCUACACCACCCUCACAAAGGAUACUGUGCUCUCCGUCCGCGGCGUCAAAGGCGAAGAGUUCAAGUUUUUGGUCGAUAAAUUCAUGCCCGACGGCGACGGCAUCUGUGUCGUAGACACGGACUUGGAAGUUGAUAUUGAAGCUCUUAACGAAGAGCAGGCCCGCGAGACUAUGCGCCAGAUUAUGGCCAAGGCCCAGCCUGGUACCACGAAUGGAAGCUCGAAAGGAGGCGAGCUUGACGUGUGGAAGGCCGUUGAAGGCCAGGUCCUUCCUGGGGAAUAUGUCGACUACGAACUGCCCUCCUGGGAUCGAACCCGACCUCUGACUAUCGAAGUGUCUGAGCUACCAGUCCCAGAUGCAGUAGACCUGUUUAUCAGUCCCAAAUCCACUCGACAGCGAGCCCAACCCCGCGACUCAGAAUACGUCUUCGGCAACUUCUCCCCUUCUGAAGACGGGAAAAAAUCUAUUACUCUUCAGCCUACCAAUGUCGAGCUCGAAAAUGCGGAGCAGCUUCUUAUUGCGGUUCAUGGCUACCCCUUGACAGGAAGUUCUGAUGAGUCGGUACCAGUCCGUUUUCGCCUCAGGGCGAGAGCAGCGGUGGAAGGAGAAUCACAAGAUGUAACGGUUGACCUGACAAACGAUAAUCUAAGGUCACCAGACGAGGAACAGUGCAAGAACUGCCUUCAGUGGGUUCCCAAGCGAACCAUGAUACUGCACCAGAACUUCUGCCUUCGAAACAACAUCGCUUGUCCAAAGUGUAAGCAUGUCUUCAAGAAAGGAUCCCCGGAGUGGGAAGCACAUUGGCAUUGCGAACACGACGAUGCUUUCGGCGACUCGAUGGCAAGCAAAGCCAAGCAUGACAAUAUACGACACACUGAACGCAAGUGUCCGGCUUGUGAUUUUAAGGCGUCAUCUUUGGUAGAGCUGGCACUGCACCGUACGAACAUGUGCCCGGGAAAGUUGAUCCUCUGCCAGUUUUGUCAUCUUGAGGUGCCGCAGGAGGGCGACCCAUUAAAUCCGUCUGCAGAGACGAUUCUGUCUGGUCUCACAGCGCAUGAGCUGGCAGAUGGCGCCCGAACAACGGAAUGCCAUCUGUGUUCAAAGAUCGUCCGCAUGCGAGACAUGGCAGCGCACAUGAAGCACCAUGAACUGGACAAGGUUUCCCGACCCAAGCCGGAUAUCUGCCGCAAUGCGAACUGCGGCCGGACUCUUCAUGGCGUUGGAUCCACUGGCGCAGUUGGAGCAGGCACGGCGAUGGGACAAGGACCUGGCAAUGAGCUAGGUCUUUGCUCAUUGUGCUUCGGGCCCCUUUAUGUUAGCAUGCACGACCCAGAAGGCAAAGCUCUCCGACGUCGUAUCGAGAGAAGGUACCUCGGCCAGUUGAUGACAGGCUGUGGGAAGAAGUGGUGCGGAAACGAGUGGUGCCGCUCUGGCAGAGCCAACCUCAGACUCGAGUCCAAGGGAACCAGUGCUCAGGCCGCCCUGCCGCUCGUUAAGCCGCUGGUGCAAAGCAUAUCACAAGUAGAGGAAUCAAUGUACUUUUGUGUUGAUGAAGCUUCACAGCGGCGGCGAAAGCUGGCAGAAAUGUUGGCUGGCGAAGGUGUUUGGGAUUUUCAGUGGUGCAUUGCUGCGUGUGAAGCAGCCUCGGGAGACUUGGACAAAGCACGGGAAUGGUUGACAAAUUGGGCGCCAACAAGACAACGGACAUGA
Colletotrichum spaethianum is the source of this 2286-nucleotide messenger RNA. RefSeq names its product ubiquitin homeostasis protein lub1. The record is from RefSeq and is a predicted model, not a curated record. The transcript has a single exon. Gene Ontology annotation, molecular function: polyubiquitin modification-dependent protein binding. The coding region runs from base 1 to 2286 and encodes 761 amino acids. NCBI's taxonomy places the organism in Eukaryota, Fungi, Ascomycota, Sordariomycetes, Glomerellales, Glomerellaceae. Gene Ontology annotation, cellular component: VCP-NPL4-UFD1 AAA ATPase complex.